Messenger RNA from Cyprinus carpio (common carp), 1715 nucleotides. It is a transcript of the gene ddo, whose product is annotated as D-aspartate oxidase. NCBI's taxonomy places the organism in Eukaryota, Metazoa, Chordata, Actinopteri, Cypriniformes, Cyprinidae. Gene Ontology annotation, molecular function: D-amino-acid oxidase activity; FAD binding. The record is from RefSeq and is a predicted model, not a curated record.
GACUCGAACACGUGACUCUGAUACUGAGCAGUGUUGCCAGGUCCUUGUCUUGGCUAUGUUGUGAAAACCUGGCAACCCUGAACAUGUUUUGCCUGCUCGACAGGUGCCUCGAAGCUUCAGUGUCAUACAUAACACUACUAACGCUGACCUAUUAAUGAUUAAUGUGCGGCAGUGAUAAUUCACAGACAGGUUUGGUUGUGUCUGUUCAUUCAGGUCUCAGUACAGUAGGCUGGAGUGCAUUUGUUGGUCAGUAUGUUGCAGUUGAGCUGAGAGAUGAAGCGUGUGAAGGUGCUCGUGGUUGGAGCAGGUGUGGUGGGUUUAUCCACCGCUGUGUGUGUCGCUGAGACGCUUCCAUAUUGUUCUGUGACUGUCAUUGCUGAGAAGUUUUCACCGGACACCACCGGUGAUGGAGCUGCAGGAAUCCUCUUACCCAAAGAGUUUCCUGACAUCCCUCUUGAACGGCAAAAGCGUUGGUUCAAGGAGUCAUUCGAUCAUCUUCUGGCCAUUGCAGAUUCCCCUCAAGCCUCAGAUGCUGGCGUGUACUUGAGCUCCGGGUACCAGAUUUUUAAGGAUAUUCCCAGCGACAAAAAGCCCUUUUGGUCAGAUUAUGUAUUUGGAUUCAGAUACAUGACGGAUCGUGAAAUGAAGCGUUUUCCUAAUCAUAAGUUUGGUCAAGCGUUCACCACAAUAAAGUGUGAAUGUCUGAACUACUUGCCAUGGUUAGAAAAAAGGUUUAGAGCAGUUGGAGGUCAGAUCAUACAUGAGAAGGUGACUGAUCUUCAUAAACUGGCCCUGAAUUACGAUGCCAUCAUGAACUGCUCAGGCCUCGACUCUCGUUUUCUGGUGAAGGAUGAGGAGGUCUAUCCAAUACGAGGACAAAUUCUGAAGGUUAGCGCUCCUUGGCUGAAGAACUUCAUCCGAGAUGGAGAUGGCAAUACCUACAUCUACCCAGGCAUCAGGUACGUCAGCAUCGGAGGCACGCGGCAGGCGGAAGACUGGCGGCUGGAGGUGGAUAAGGAGGACAGCGAGGGGAUCCUGGAGCGCUGCUGCCGGCUGGAACCGUCUCUGCGAGGGGCUCAGGUGAUGUGCGAGUGGGUGGGGCUGCGGCCGGGCCGGGCGAACCCGCGAGUGGAGCACGAAUAUCUGCAUUUACAGGGCCGACAGGUGCCUCUGGUGCACAACUACGGUCACGGUGGCUGUGGUGUUACUCUGAGCUGGGGAACGGCUCUGGACGCGCUCGAUCUGCUGAGACAGAGUCUGUUUGAAAAACCACCUCAAGCCAGACUGUGAACCUGCUGUCGUACUCUUACACUGAUGCUGCUGUACAUUGAUAUUUUUGCAUGUUCUACUGAUGAGAAAUUAUACUUUAAUCUUAAAAACAGAUAAAUUUGUCAUAAUUUUGCAUCUAAAAUGUUUAACAAUUUCUGUAUUAUUCAUUUUGUUUGAUGAUUUCUACUUGCCACUAAUUAGUAGGUUGUUUUCAAUAUGGAAGUAGAAUUUAUUGUUUACAGAAUCUAAAUCUUGAGCAAGAUAAAUUAUGUAAAUUGUUUGAUGUUGAAAGGAAUUUUCAUAUGCUAGUUUAAUAUGCUGUUUGAAAAUUGUCUUUAUUUUUGCAUUUCUGCUUGACCAUUUUUAACUAAUGUUUGAUCUGAUUGUCAGUGUAACACCAAAUAUACCAGAAUAUUGUUUUGACAAGAAAGUCAUUGAUAACGUUA